Molecule: messenger RNA, 9505 nt
Organism: Solenopsis invicta (red fire ant)
Lineage: Eukaryota; Metazoa; Arthropoda; Insecta; Hymenoptera; Formicidae
Gene: SoxN
Product: transcription factor Sox-3
Exons: 2
Coding region: 1661-3112 (483 amino acids)
Biological process (GO): anatomical structure morphogenesis; cell differentiation; regulation of DNA-templated transcription
Molecular function (GO): RNA polymerase II cis-regulatory region sequence-specific DNA binding; DNA-binding transcription factor activity, RNA polymerase II-specific
Source: RefSeq, a predicted model, not a curated record
GCGCGAAAAAGCAAGGUAGAAACGUCGUUGCCGUCCUGUGCACGAAGCGGAGCGCGAGAGGGACAGACGGAGAGGAGAGGAUGACGAUGGCGUGGGGUAUGGACGAGAAGUAAGGGAAAGGGAACGAGAACGCCGAGCCAGCGGCAUCACCGCGAGAGGUCGGUCAUGUUCGCCGUGUGACGUCACGAGGCAAUGGCGCCGCCUCCGUGGCGAGCGAGCCGGCCGAUUGGUCGACGGAAAUGAUGGCAGGCACGCUUGCCAAUCGAUUGCCCGCGGUGCGUGCGAGGCGCAGUACAUCGGUCGGGCAUGAUCCCCCACUUUGUCCCGUGGUAGGAUCCACGGAGAGGGGCGCGUUUCCCUGGAAGAAGGGGGACGGCCGCCUUCGGCAGGAAGUGAGCUCCGACCCCAAGGUAUAUGGAAGCGCCUCACUUAGUUUCGUUCUCUCGUAGAGAGUGGAAGUUGUUUCGUUUCUUCUGCAUUCGAGCUAUAUUCUUCGUUGUCGUUGACGUCCAGCACGGUGGAAGCGGGACGACCGGGAACGUUGCGAUAUAGCGUAAAUAUAAAAGCAACGUCAUCGCUUUUAGUAGUUUUUGCGUGUUUUGGCGGUUUGAAGAACCCGUCGCACAGGGUUGACAGUUCUCGUUGACGGUGAAGUGCAUACGCGGGUGAAAAAAAAAACAAAACAAAACAAAACCGAGGGAUUCUCGAAGACAGAGACUGUGACACUUGUGAUCGGUCCGAUCGGUUUUCACGUCGAUCUGUCUUUCUAAUUGCGCGUUUAGAGGGUGCCAUCGUUUCAUUUCAAAGGAGACCGCCGCUCCGUAGCACUUGCGUUUAGUUGGCGCGUCGUUGCCGCAUUGUCGUGACGCGAUUCGUCGAGCGUACGGUGGCUCGCAGCCAGUCAGAGUAGCUGGCGAAUGGCACGAAGAGUGGUGAGAGACUAGCAGUGAAGAGGGGAAGAAGAAAGUGACAGUGCCGUCAGUUCUCGCACGGACUCUGUGACUCACGGAUCGCUCGAGGCUCGCUCCGGUGAUUUUCGGAGAGAAAAAAAAGUAAAAAGAAGAAGGAAAAAGGAAUACCGAAUGAAACGACGUGCGCAGAACUGUAGUACCGGUAGUAUGACGAUCGCGAGUGUCGUUCUCCACCGAGACCGUGUCCGCGUGGGGUUGAUCGCCUCGUGAACAGUGCUCGCUCGCGAUUCUAUAUUCGGGCGCUGCGCAAAAGAGCGAAGAGAUCUCGAUCGUAGGAUCUGGUGAUACGUAGAUCCUCAACGGAAUGGUCACUCCCGUGGCCGCCACAUCGCUCGACCGACAUAAGCCCACGCGAUCGUGCGAUCGAUCGAUCUUGUAACGCCGGUGGAUCAGGAAACACGGUGCACGACGCCCACUCUCGGAGCGUUCUUACGUAGUGUGUCCUAGUAGUGAUUAUUACCGGUGACUCGGAUAAUUCGCCUUGGAUCGACUUUCAUGUCAUCGCUUCGCGCGCGGAGGUGAAAACGUUUAAGGAAGUAACCGGUGGUGAUCGUCGUGGCUUGUGCGACGGGCCAGCCACCGGUGGUCAUCGAUUGACAUUUUUUCUUUUCGGCGUGUCCUGUUGAUUUUCUUGACGUCGAACAGUACCAGAAAAGAGCAGCAAACUGUACGGGCACAGGCAGGAAGAGAUGCACACGAUGGAGACGGACAUGAAGGGCGGCAGUCUGCACGCUCAGAUGCCACCGCAUCCGCAUCAGGGUGUAUCGCCGAUGGGCCACCAUACGGGGAUGGCAUACGGCUCUAUAGGCUCGAUAGUGCAUAGCUCCGGGCUGUCGGGUAGUCCACCCGCGGUCAGCGCGAGUGGCCUCAGCCUGGGUCUGCAGCACCAUCACCAGUCAUCGCACCAUUAUACAUCCAUGCAGGUAGCCGUCGCUGCCGCGGCCGUUCAGCAGCAGCAGCAGCAGCAGCAACAGCAGCAGCAGAGCAUGCACGCUCAAAUGGCAGCGCAACAGAACGCAGCCCACCAGCAACAGCACCACCAACAUCAGCAGACGCAGCAGCAGCAACAGCAGUCGCAGCAUCAAGCCAACAAUCACAGCAAUCCGAACAACCCGAACAACCCCAGCAAUUCCUCCAACGCCAAGAAUAACAACAUGGACCGCGUGAAGAGGCCGAUGAACGCCUUUAUGGUAUGGUCGCGUGGACAACGUCGCAAAAUGGCCCAAGAAAAUCCCAAGAUGCACAAUUCCGAGAUAUCGAAGCGCCUUGGCGCCGAAUGGAAACUACUCAGCGAGACCGAGAAACGUCCGUUCAUCGAUGAGGCGAAGCGGCUGCGCGCCGUACACAUGAAGGAACAUCCGGAUUACAAAUACAGACCGCGCCGCAAGACAAAGACCUUGAUAAAGAAGGACAAGUUUCCACUCGGCGGAAGUGUCGCCGGUGUCGGCGGAAUGCUCGGCGUUGAUCAACGGCAAGUCGGAGCUGGCGGCGGACCGCAGCAGCCGCAGUUACCACGUGACGUGUAUCAGAUGCCCAACGGCUACAUGCCCAACGGUUACAUGAUGCACGAUCCGACUACCGCGUAUCAGCAACACGUAGCGUACGGCAGUCAUAUGGGUGGUGCAGCGGCCGCCUCGGCCGUCGCCUAUCCUAGGUAUGAUUCGAUGGGUCACCAUAUGGGCGGUGGGAGUCCAAGUCCCAUAAACAGCUACAUGAAUGGAUACGGUGGCUACGGCGGUACCACCGUACCCGGAGGCUCACCGUCCCCGUAUCAUCAGGCGCAAUCGGGUUCUCAGUUGUCCAGCCACAGUCCUAGUGGCAGCAGCAUAAAGUCCGAGCCGACGAGUCCGGCGAGCGGCGGUGGCAUACACACGCCGACGCCGACCGGCGGCCCGACGACCACGGGAGCGGCCGGUCCAGCCGGCCAGCCGGUCAAGCGAGAGUACAUGGGUCAGCAGCAGGCGCACCAGGCAUCGCAAGGCGAUCUCGGGCAGAUGAUCUCGAUGUACCUGCCAGGGGGCGUCGAGCAGGGAGUUGUGCAACACGGCGGCAGCGUCUACUCCCCGGGUCCGUCGCCCGACUCUUUGGCGCAUCGUCACGGGGCCAUGCAGCCGAUUGCACAUAUGAAUCUUGUAGCUUAGAGAGAGACUUGGAUUGGACGUCAGUGCAAAAGGAAACCCUGUAGAGAGUAAUGGAAAAAGUAAGAGAGCAAAAGAGAAAGCAAAUGGUGGAAUGCGAAAUAAAAAGAAAUGCAUAAUGAUAGUGAGAGCGAGACAAAGAGAGAAGGGGGACAGAGUAGCAGAGAGUUUUCAGAAAGGGAAAAAAUGACAAAGAGUGUAGGCUAAAACAUAGUUUUAUGAUAGGGUUUAAUGACAGUUUAAUGACAGGGAUGAUAGACCUACUAUGAAAGAGACUAGUAUUGAUUGGCUGAUGAUACUAGAUUGAGAGGAUAAGUGACAAUAAUGCUGUUAUUACAAUAAUCGUAAUAACAGCAUAAUCGGAAUUACAUUAUAAUUUUAAUUACAGUCAAAUUAAAAUUUAGUUUUAAGACAAUGCAAAGCGGAAUAAAAAUUACGUAACAAAAAAAAAAGUAAAUAUUGUUCAUUCAUUCCGAAAAUGGAGCUGAUUCCGAUAAGUCCGUCUACGCUACUUUAACAACUUAUCAUUAUUAAUAUAACAACUUCUAUAUUACUAACAACUUGUUAGUAUAGAAAAUCUCAUCGGAAUAAAUUCUAUUUCGAGAAUUUAAGAAUGUCAAUGUAGACUUUGUUACAUGUAGAUAUCUUGCGAUGGACCUUAAUUGGAUUUUACUUAUACUGCCCCGUAAAAGUUUCUCUCCCUCCCCCCCCUGCUCUUGCGUUCUCGCUCUCGAUGCUCAAAAGACCGCGCCUUCGCUCGCAUUCACAUCUCACGAAAAAUUCUCGCCAUCACCGUCGUCCACGCUGCGCAUUAUCAUCGAACGAAGACAUACGACCUAUAGAAGACGUCAAUAAUUAUUUGAAAAUAUGCUCUCGCAAAAUUGACAUUACCAAAGAAGAAUCCGAUUCGAUCGGACGCUAUACGUGUCCAUGUCACUUCCGUUUGGAUUCUGUUGUUUUUUUACAAGCAUUAACUGUACGUACGUAAUAUAACUGUAUUUUUAAAUACAUUAACCUUUCGAUUCUCAUGCCACUUUUCUCCAGACGCAAGUUCUCAAGUAAAACGAGAACUGGAUCCAAAAAGUUUAUCAAAAGUAUAACGGCAUGAUCGUGAUGUCAAAAAUGAUAGAUAAUAAACAUAUCAAUGCGCACAUAUAACACAAUAUCACUUAUUUUUACUUAUAUCGAGGUAGAAUCUUUAAAGCUAUAAUUAUAAUAACGGAACAAUGAUUAUAAUUCUUGUAUAACUACGGAACAAAUGACAUGUUCCGCUUGAGAAUCGAAGGGUUAAGAAUGACAGUGAGGCCCUGAUUAUGAGACUUGGUCAUGAUCGUGAGACUUUUGAGACCACGUUAACUUCUAUCGCGAUCUCGCAUCUCAUCUAACACUGCAUUCAGUCAUUGCGUUUUGCCGUAAUAAUAGAAAAAUAUUAUUUCGCUAAAAAAAAAUGAAAUUCUGUUGCUUCCAAGAAUUAGAAAAGGCUUCCAACUCGGAAAUUCGAAAAAAUUAUGAAAUUUUGGCAGUAAAUCAUUUUUUUGCUGCUCGAAUUCACCCUGAAGAGAGGAUAAAUCGAUAAAAAAUCUUAUUAAAAGAAAUAAAUCUUUCUAAAAUUUUAAAAUCGCAAAAAAUUAGUCUCGACCGAAUUAAAUGAGAUAUAAUGCCAUAUAGGCCAGCCUUCGCAGGAUCUUCGUGUGCAUAGCAGGAUAUUUAUUAUCUUAAUGUAAGUUGCGGUUCUAAGUUGGGAGCAUCUUUAGUGCAACAUGAAUGUGCGUGUUACUAUUUGACGAUUGACUCUCGGGUUGAUUAUGGCGUUGCAAGUGCGUGUCGGGGUCCAUAAGUCGAUUUGUCCAAACAAUUGUUACUGAAUUCUUGAAGUGUGAGCUGUGUUGAAAAUUGACACAUAAAUGUCGACCGGGACUGUGCGGCGAACAAUGUCAAGCGACACAUUUGACUUCCGUAUCGUUCGCAUUGUUCCCACUGGCUGACAUUUAUGCAUCAAUUUUCAACACAGUUUGUACUUUAAGAAUUGAGUAGUAAUUGUUUGGAUAGGUUGGACCUUGACACGCAUCUGAAGUAUAGUCAACCUCAGAGUUAAACAGUAUGUAACGCGCACAUCUUUGAAAAGGCAUGGGAGGGCAUUUGUGUGUACUAUCAAAGUUUCAUUUUUUGAAUUUCCGAGUUGAGCCUUUUCUCUUGCAAAAAGUCAUGAUAACUUAAAUUUCUUAUUUGUUAAAAAUCAAAUUUUCUAUUGACGAAAGAUAAAUUCUUGAAACAAUUAUUAUAACAAAACAACAUUUUUUUGACACAUGCUGCUAUUCAAUUGUCUAAAUAAUUUUUAAAAAUUGUUUCAAAAUAUAUGUUAUAUAUAUUUAUAUAUAUAUAUUGCAAAGAUAAAGAUAUAAAUUGAAUACUUGGUCAGUUUUUUUAUAUAUCACGAUGUAAAUAUUCUUAUUAAAUAUUCAUAGUCAGAUGUCUAUCGUAAGCAGAGUGUAAAAUAUUUAAAACGGCUUGAGUUCAGAGAAAAUGAAAGGAAUAGUGGAGGAUGAAUGUAUUAUAUUUAUUUCUUAUUUCAAUAAUCAAUAUUAAAAAUGGUACAUUAUACUGACACAACUAUUCCUAAAAUCAUUUAAAGUAUCCAUGAGUCUUACAUAUAACUCAUCUUGAUUCAAGUAUUCUUCUCUUGACGUGCAUUCUGCCUAGACAUCUAAUGUUCAUGUAUUAUACGUUUGAAGCGUUAAAAAAUCAAUAUUAAUGCAGCUGUAUGUGCAACUGUAUCUGUACAUAGAUAUGUACAUACAUAUAUGAAUUAGCUGUAGCAUCCAAAGAGAGCAUGUGCAUUCUUGUACAUUAUUAUUUUAUUUAUCAUUACAAGGGAAUGUAAAAAUGGACUGGAAUUUAUCUGAAAUUGAGUAAUUUUAUCUCUACGAAGACAUUUUUAUACUGAGAAGUAUACACGAUCAAAGAUAUACUGUAAAACCGGUGAAGAUCUACACGUAAAAAAGACACAUUGUCAUUCUUACAUUCUCGAAAUUGAGUUCAUUCCGAUAAGACUUUCUAUACUAACAAGUUGUUAGUAAUAUAGAAUUAGUUUAAUGACGUAGAGAAGAACUUAUUGGAGUUGGUUUCAAUUUCGAAAUAAAUGCAACAGCAUUUUUAUUAUUAUUUUUUUUUAUUUAAUUCAUUUUUUGAAUCUCACACACGGUUUAUGAUGCCUAAAUAUUAACCCUUGCGUUACCAUGCUUAAAACGGUGCCUCAUCCCUACCAUUCUGGAUAUAUCUCGAAUCUGUUUAUUUUUUCAAAUAUUUAAAAUGGUUCAAAAAAUCUCUCUAAAAAUUUCGCAAACACACUUCCAGCUUUUUAAAUGUUGAAAAACUUCACUUUAGAAAAUAAUAAAAUGUGUUAUAAUUUAAUAACCGACCUAAUCGUAAAUUGGAUAAAAGUGGGAAAACGCUUUGUACACGAAAUACCCAGGAUAGUAGGGAAAGGGUUAAUUGCGAAUGUGCCUAUAAUGAAAUUGUGACUUGUGGAAUUAAAUUAUGUCUCUCUUAAAUAUUAUUUUUUAUUAUAUUAUUAUUAUCGCAUUAUAUGUUCGCGCUAUUAUAACAUUAGCUAUUAAAUACUCAUAAAAAAAUAGAAGGGGCGAUUUUUUAGUUACUCUUGUCAUCCACUUUAAUUAUUUUAGAUGUUAUUAUCGAUUGUCACUAUCAUCGACUAUGCUGGUUCCAUUCUUACUUCGCGUUAAUAAGUGGCUUGACAGAUGGAAGGUUAUUCGCAGUAUGUCAUAUCAAUUACACUGUUAAAGGUCUUUGCACAAUGCGAGAGAAUAGCAAUAAGAAUAACGAUGGAAGUGUUCAGUCAAUCAAAAACUGCGGAAAAUAUCUGCGAACUAAUCACGAGCUGUGGUGUUAUUAUUUAUGUUUAUUCUCUAUCGCUAUCGCUAUUCUGUCGCAUUGUGUAAGGACCUUUAGUCCAUUCUACAUAAAAUGCAUUGUAUAGCAUAAGCAUAGCAUAAGACCGCUGGACCAAUGAGAAUCUUAUGUAAAUUAAUAUGACAACUUUUAUGCUGGAUGCUUAUUGGUCCAGCGAGCUUGUUAUGGUCACGCUCUGUUAUGCAUCUCAUAUAGAAUAAGCUUAGUUUAUUCGAAACAAUAUUGUCGACAUCUUAAUGAUUUGUUUCUAAACAAAAGUAAUGUAGAUAUGUACAUACAACAAUAUUUCCUCUACAUGCGUCGAAAAAUUAAUAACGGGAUUCGAUGAUAUUCAUAUUAUGUACGAUGACGAUUGGGUGAAAAUUGAUGGAAAAUUGGGAAGCAUUCGCUAUUCAAGUAUUUUUUUUCUUUUAGACAAAAAAAUUAAGAUCAAAUAGUGAUCAUGGCGCAGAGAGUUGUGCGUCUGCUUUUCGUGCCAAAGGCCUGGGUUCAAAUUCGAUUGAUUAGAAACAUCUUUUAUUCGAUCGCUACCUUUCAGAAAACAAUGGCAAACCACCCGAGAUCUUGCCAUGACUUCUGUAGGCUGUUCGGAACCGGUGUUUAAACUGUCGGGAUUCAUGGUACGUAAAAUGGUCUUAAAUAUAAAACUUGACUAUGAAAAGCGGCCUAAAUUCCGUAUAUCGGCGUAAAUUAUAAAAAAAGCGCUGAAAAAUACGCUGAGAAAAAAUAAAAAGACAAAAGAAGUAACAAGAACCAAGGAUUGAAAAGAGGAAGAGAGGCCAGAGUAAAAUUUAGAAUUUAACUAAUACUUAAAGAAAACUAAAAUGUAACAAUAAAAAAGUUUCAGGGAUAAAUAAAAGUAAUGAAUAUGUAUACAAACAUUUUUUUCAGUUAAGGCUUUUAGGCAAAUCUACAGACUUAAAAAUUUAACAGUAAAAUAUUUCAAAAACUGCUGGUCUCUUUUAUCUCUGUAAUGUUCCUAUGUACACGUUUGAUGUACACAUGAAAGAAAGUAUGUGUGCUCGUUUAAUGCACUUUAAUUAAUGGUGUAAAAAUGGUUUGUUUAAAAUUAAUGAGCAUUCAAUCUCUUUAGUAAAUUUAAAUCCAUUUCUAUGUUCUCCUGUGAUGAUAAACAUUACUCAUCACGAAAAUGCACAUACUCUCUUUGGACCUCACAUUUGCACUCUUCGUAUGGGUAUAUCAUAUAGUAUAUAGAUAUAUAGUAUAUAGAUGUCAUCAAUAUCAUUGCCUUUGUAUAUAUGAAACAUACAGAGCUCUAUUCACAUUUAUGUAUAUUAUAUAUAACGAAUAUAACAAGUAUUACAAUGGUGUAUACGAUGAUGAUGACAAUGAUGAUGAUACAAAAAGGCAAUGAUGUUGAUAGUCUGACGAUGCUCGCAACGUCUUCAACGUUUUAUCGUUUCAAUUCGAUAAUUCUAUGAGCGAUUCAAAAUUCAGUCUUAGAAUAUUAAGCGUCAAUUUUAAGCAUUUAUAUUUAUAUGAUACAUAACGAAUCAUAUAACAUGUGCUACAAUAGCAUAUACGCGAUAAUGAUGCAAUUGUAUUGAUGAUAAGCUCGUGAUAAGUUGCAAUCGCACAAUGCUCUCACAUGCGAUAAUCUAACGAACAACUAGAAUCUUUAAGCACGCGUCAAUUUUAAGCAAACCAUUUCGAUUAUUUCUAGACACAAGCGAAGGGGGCUAGCUGCGUAGAAUUAGUUACACAUUUUCUUUGUCUCAAUGAUUAUUCGACGUACAUAGACGCAAAUCAUCAUCGAAUCCCAAUUUAUUUUCCGACGCAUGAAGCGAAGGUGUUGUAAUAUCAAAGUAUCUUUCUGAUACUCAAAGGAAUGUUUUUCUGAUGACGACAGGAUAUGUAUAUGGGAAGUCUCCUUAGUCCUAAUCCGAAUCGAUGCGAGCUAUAAUUUCGAUUCGAUCUGUGAUAAGCAGGAAUGGGAAGUCGUUGAGUUAUUUUAUCGUUACUUUUAUUUUUUUAUAAUAUAACAAUUUGGUAAUGACGUUACAAUUUUUCAUAAUGAUAACUAGCUAGGAUUGGAGAGCAAUCACUUUUAACAAGCCAAUUGUCAUUAUGCAUUACUCAUUGAGAAAAGUAACUCGUUAGUUGACGCGUUACUUUGACUCGUUACGUAAUGAGUAAAGUUAUAAAUUAGUAUUUUUCAAGGAGUAAUGCAUAAUGAUAACGAGUUGAUUGUCAAAAGUGACUAUUCCGAUCCUGGACUUGCCAUUAUGGAAAAUUGUAACAUUAUUACCAAAUUAUAAAAAACAAACGAGUAACGGUGUUAAUUACUGUAACUCGUUACUUCCCAUUCCUGUUGGUAAGAGACGUUAAAGAGUAGGAUACUGAAUAGGUGCACGAGUAUGCGAUGCUCUGUGUUAUAUACUGUGCCCUUAUGAUGAUAAUUGCUUUUAUAUCUUAUAAUAAUAAAACUUAACAGCAGAAGAAAAC